AUGGGACUGCUACUGCCGAUCCUUCUUGGCUUUCUUGCAGCUCUGAUUGGAGGGCUGUACCUUCUCGGCGUGUUUCGACAGCGGCGAGCAGGAGAACCACCUCUGGAUAAGGGCCUCUUGCCAUGGCUGGGUCAUGUGUUAGAGUUUCGCAGGAACACUUUGAAGUUCCUACAGAGGAUGAGACAAAAGCAUGGCGAUGUGUUCACAAUACAGCUGGGAGGAUUUUAUAUUACAUUCCUUCAGGACCCUCAAUCGUUUGGGUCAGUUGUUAAGGAGAGUCGAGAUAAACUGGACUUCACAAAGUUUGCUGUUCAUUUGGUGCGCAGGGUGUUUGGUUACACAUCUAUAGAGGGUGAACACAACAUUCUCCAGAUGUUCAGCAACAAGCACCUCAAAGGAGAUGGUCUGGAGCUAAUGACACAAUCCAUGAUGAAUAAUUUGCAGACCCUAAUGUUGCACAACAUCGGCUCAGCUGUAGAAGAAAGAACCUGGAUGGAUGACGGCUUGUUUAAUUACAGCUACAAUAUUGUCUUUAGGGCCGGCUACUUAUCUCUAUAUGGCAAUGAGCCACACAACUCCGAAGGAAGUGAGAAGAAAGCCAAAGAGAAAGACAGAGCUGUAUCAGAAGCCUUAUUUUCCGAGUUUCGUAAAUAUGACCAACUCUUUCCCAACCUAGCUUAUGGGGUCCUGAUGCCAGGGCAAAGGCUGGAAGCACAGAGGAUAAUGGAAUACUUCUGGAACAGUCUGUCGGUGCAAACGAUGAAGACCAAGGACAACAUCAGUCGCUGGUUGUGGGACAUCCAGCAGGCCAAAGAGGAGAGGGGUGAGAAGGAGUCAGCGAUAAGCAAAUACAUGUUUGUGCUUCUUUGGGCCUCUCAGGGCAACACAGGGCCUUCUGCAUUCUGGCUGCUCCUCUUCCUCAUGAAAAACCCAGAAGCCAUGGCUGCAGUGAAGGAAGAGGUAGAUAAGGUUCUGAAGGAAUUUGAGCAAGAAGUCCAACCUGGUGGUCCUCUAAUCAACCUGACCCGUGAAAUGCUGAUGAAAACACCAGUCCUGGACAGUGCUGUAGAAGAGACCCUCCGACUCACUGCUGCACCCCUCCUCACCAGAGCAGUGCUUCAAGACAUGACCCUCAAGAUGGCUGAUGGCCGCGAAUACUUCAUUCGCGAGGGUGACAGAAUUGCAGUCUUUCCUUACAUUGCCGUUCACAUUGACCCAGAGAUCCACCCUGACCCACAUUCAUUCAAAUAUGACCGCUUUCUCAAUCCAAACGGGAGCAAGAAAACAGAUUUUUACAAAGCAGGGAAGAAGGUGAAGUAUUACAACAUGCCCUGGGGUGCUGGGGUGUCUAUGUGCCCUGGGCGUUUCUUUGCCACCAAUGAGCUGAAACAGUUUGCUUUCCUCUUGUUGGUUUAUUUUGAGUUUGAGCUGAAGAACCCCGAUGAGAAGAUACCUGAAAUCGACUUCAGGCGAUGGGGCUUUGGAGCAAUGCAACCCGACAGAGAUGUUCAGUUCCGAUACAGACUCAGAUAUUAAAUCAGUCAAUCACUUUCUGAUCAAAUGUUUCCUGAUUUGAAUAAUUUCUGUGAGCUUUCAUUUGGCAAUUAUGUAGGAAACAUAAG
This is a messenger RNA of Cottoperca gobio, 1622 nucleotides long. Its product is annotated as 7-alpha-hydroxycholest-4-en-3-one 12-alpha-hydroxylase-like. Gene Ontology annotation, molecular function: iron ion binding; sterol 12-alpha-hydroxylase activity; heme binding. The transcript has a single exon. The record is from RefSeq and is a predicted model, not a curated record. Bases 1 to 1536 code for a protein of 511 amino acids. Lineage: Eukaryota; Metazoa; Chordata; Actinopteri; Perciformes; Bovichtidae.